Messenger RNA from Acanthopagrus latus (yellowfin seabream), 941 nucleotides. It is a transcript of the gene b9d2, whose product is annotated as B9 domain containing 2. Lineage: Eukaryota; Metazoa; Chordata; Actinopteri; Spariformes; Sparidae. Gene Ontology annotation, cellular component: MKS complex. The coding region runs from base 255 to 782 and encodes 175 amino acids. The transcript has a single exon. Gene Ontology annotation, biological process: cilium assembly. The record is from RefSeq and is a predicted model, not a curated record.
CUAAUGUGGGCACGCUUUGGCUUUGGGUUUCAUAUUCAAACAUCCAGCAUCUGUAGGGAUCGUGACAGGAAGUGCCGCCUGAGAAGUCCAGCUCAGGGUUACAGCUGCCCUGGUCGCCACUGAGUUACCAAGGAGACGUGAGCUGUGGUGCUAGUCACCGUUAGCCGUUAAGCUAGCUAACCGUUAAACUCGGAGGAGGGGAGGAAAGAGGACCUCCUGAGCUGCAUGUUUUUGUGUAAGAGGACAUUUGUGACAUGGCAGAGCUGCACAUUAUCGGCCAGAUCGUUGGGGGCACUGGUUUUCCUCAAAACAGCCUCUUCUGCAAAUGGGGAGUUCAUACGGGAGGAGCAUGGCGUCUCCUGUCUGGACUGAAGGAGGGUCAGACCCAAGUGGAUAUCCCUCAAGUAGGAGACAUGGCGUACUGGAGUCACCCGAUAGAUCUGCACUACGCGACUAAAGGACUCCAAGGCUGGCCGAAGAUUCAUCUCCAAGUGUGGCAUCAGGACUCUUUCGGUCGCUGCCAGUUGUACGGGUACGGCUACUGUCACGUCCCCUCCAGCCCUGGGCAUCACCGGAUAAGCUGUGUGACCUGGAGGCCGCUCGGCUCCUGGCAGGAGCAGUUGGCUCAAAUGUUCGUCGGCGGAGGUCCCCAGCUCCGCAGCCCGGACCUCAUAUACAGCGGGGCGGACAGAUACAGGCUGCACACCGAAGCCAUGGGGACCGUGGAGCUGGAGCUAGGCGUUAUCAUGAGACACUUUGACAAAUAUGGCGUCGAGAGUUAACACUACGACAUGAAAGGGACUAUAUAACUCCAUCACGAUUGUACAAUGUGAAGGCUGAGGUCUGACUUGUUUUUAGAUAAGUUUUUCACUUUUUUUCUAUAUUGCAUUUGUCAUUUUCUAAUAUACUAGUGUAUGUAAAUAAACCAUCUUAUUAACGAA